ACUUGUUAAGCGCCUAAAUGCGUUGCCAGUAUCUUGGGGUUUAUUUCUUUCUUUGUUAUAUACAAUAUAAAUUUGCAUUUUAUUAGAAGAAAGUUUAGUAUAUUUUAUUGAAUUAUAGUUUGUAAAAUUGCUUUGUUGGUUUUUGAUUGACGAAACCGUAACUUAAGUAAUAUUUUAAUCACAAAGUAAUUUAGCAAAAAGUUAUACUCAGCAAGUUAUUAGGCUUUAUAAUAGAAAAUGGUAGGAGAAAAAGAAGAGGAUGAAAAUCAAGCCCAUAGCGACGAUGACGAAGAAGAAUAUGUUGUUGAAAAAAUCCUAAAACAUAAAGUAAAUAAAAAUAACGAGAUAUUAUACUUUUUAAAAUGGAAAGGUUAUCCUCUUGAAGAUAAUACUUGGGAACCUGCUUCCAAUCUUAAUUGUCCUGAAUUAAUAGCUGAAUAUGAAAGAGAAUCAAAUGAAAAAAAAAGAAAAUCUUCAAAUAGGGUAAGCUUUGAUGUUGAACGCAAAGAACAAAAAGCAGACAAGAAAACUGAAAAGCCAGUACCAGAUGAAAAAAAGAAACAAACUAAAAGAAAACAGACUGAUGAAGGUUCAUCAAAGAAAAAGAAGAAAUCAGAAAAGCACUUAAAUGGUUUUGAUAAAGGAAUGGAAGCAGAAGAAAUACUUGGAGCUACAGAGACAUCUGGGGAAGUUCAUUUCUUAAUCAAAUGGAAAGAUGUCAAUGAUGCAGAGCUAGUUCCUUCAAAAAUUGCCAAUUUGAAGAUACCUCAGAUGGUUAUAUCAUUUUAUGAAGCACGCUUGACCUGGUCCUCAAAUAGUAAUCGGGGUGCUGAUGACAGUGAAGAAUCAAAAAACAACUCGAAAACAGAAGUGGAAGUUGGAAACUAAUGAUGUAACUAAAGAUUUUUAAAGUCAAAGCUAUUUUUAGUUUUAAUGUUUUUAUGGUGGGAAUAUUCGUAUAUAGCGUGGUUUAGAUCCAUUUGAAAAAAACAUUGAUCGAUAUUCGACAGUUACCUGAAUUCGGUUGUUACAAAUAAUUUGUUUUUCAACAAGCUUUUUUGUGUACUUUUGUUAUACUUUAAAAAUGGUAAUAAACUGUA
This is a messenger RNA of Hydra vulgaris (swiftwater hydra), 1100 nucleotides long. RefSeq names its product chromobox protein homolog 1. The record is from RefSeq and is a predicted model, not a curated record. Gene Ontology annotation, molecular function: chromatin binding. Gene Ontology annotation, cellular component: pericentric heterochromatin; nucleus. Gene Ontology annotation, biological process: negative regulation of transcription by RNA polymerase II; chromatin organization. NCBI's taxonomy places the organism in Eukaryota, Metazoa, Cnidaria, Hydrozoa, Anthoathecata, Hydridae.